Molecule: messenger RNA, 1557 nt
Organism: Echinops telfairi (small Madagascar hedgehog)
Lineage: Eukaryota; Metazoa; Chordata; Mammalia; Afrosoricida; Tenrecidae
Gene: SKA3
Product: spindle and kinetochore associated complex subunit 3
Exons: 9
Coding region: 1-1269 (422 amino acids)
Biological process (GO): chromosome segregation; mitotic cell cycle
Cellular component (GO): outer kinetochore; spindle microtubule
Source: RefSeq, a predicted model, not a curated record
AUGGAUCCCAUCCGCAGUUUCUACGGGAGACUGCGGUCGCUGGCCGUCACCCUGGACAGCGAGGCUGCCCGACUGCAACCGGCGCUGACCGGAGAGGAGAGCGACUUUGAAGACUAUGCAAUGAAGAAUUUAUGUGACCUGCAGUCAGAAGUCAAGGCUCUAAAGAAUGAUGCGAAUCAUCUUCUUCAUAAAGCAAGUUUGGAAAAUAAAGAAAGCACUGAUUUCUUAAAGACAGCCAAAGUGCUGAUGAAAAGAAAUUCGGCGGAGAUCAUGAAAAUAAGAGAGUUUUUCCAGAAGUAUGGAUAUAAUCCACGGACCAAAGAAAAUUCAGCAGAGGAGCAUGAAACCACGAACUCCAAGCCUGACGUGACUGAUGGUGAAACCCUUCAGAAGCCGGAUGGGAAGGAUCUCUCUAUUCCCAGCAGCUCUGUUUCUGACAAGCUGCCACGGAGUCCACAACUUUCUGAUUUCGGGCUAGAGCGGUACAUGAUAGCCCACAUUCCACCCCCUCAUCCACAAGAAGUAAAUGACCAGAAAGAAGAGCCCAGAGUUUUAACCCCACCUGCCAAACAAUCACCAGCUAAAAUACUCAAGACUCCCAGGUGUGCACUGCAGAUGGAUGACUUUGAGUGCAUAACCCCUAAAUUAGAACACUUUGGUAUCUCUGAAUAUACGUAUUUAAAUGAAGAUUACACGUUGGGCCUUAACAUCAUGGAAAGUAACAAAAGUUUCCCCAUGACUGGUGCCAGUGAAGGAGCCAUCGGGACAGAACCAAUUGCCAACGAUGACUUCGUUGUCUCUCCUGGCCCCGUCAGCCAGCAAUUGGGAAAACCUGGUGCUGAGUAUACAUUGUCACCCUUGGCCCCAACAUUCUGCACCCCAGGCUUGAGAAUCCCUCCUACAAUCAACAGUGCAGAUUUGGUACAUUGCCACAAAACUGAACCCUCAGAUGAGCCACUAACAAAAGCAAAGAGUUCAACCAGUGAUUUAGAAAGGACAAAUUUUACUUCACUAAUUUUAAAUUCAAAGGAAUCCUUUGAGAAUCUGGCAGACCCGUCUUCCCCUACGAUUUCUUCUUAUGAAAAUCUACUCAGAACCCCCACACCACCAGAAGUAACGACAAUUCCCGUGGAUAUUCUCCAGAUUUUGUCAAAGUACAAUUCAAACCUAGCUACUCCAGUAGCUGUCAAAACAGUGCCACCCAGGAAAGUCUUUCUUCCUACACAUGAUGGACAAAACGUUCUAGAUGUUUGCAACAAAGAAAACUGAUGAAAGUUUCUGUUUGCAGGAGUUCUAAUGGCUCCUCCCAUUGUAGAAACCAAGUAAAACCAAAUGAAAGGCCGGAAGACUCGUUUUGGCGGCUCACCACGCCUUGCUGCUUCGCCCUUAAAGCCAGCCCGUGUGGAAGGAGCUCGUGGGCAGCAGAUGUCUUCACAGGCCUCUGCUUCAGUUCGGAUUUGGCUUAACCUCAACCUUGUUUCCAAGUACUCUAGUCAUUCAGCAUUUAAGGGUCAUUACUGUUUAGUGAUUUCAAAUACCCUGUAAUCUCACAAUGAU